AUGCGCGGGCUGGUGGCGCUGCUGGCGGCGCUGAGCUGCGCGGCCCCGGCGGGGCGGGCGGCGGCUCCCGGGGGCGGCCUCAGCUCCAACGCCAUCAAGGGACCCCCGGGGGGGGCCGAGGCCAGCGCCGCCCCCGCACCCCCCUUCGACGGCAGCAACAAGGCACCGCCGGCCGCCACCCGGCAGCCUUUCCCGUGCGCCGAGGACGAGGACUGCGGCCCCGAGGAGUUCUGCGGGGGGGCGGCCCGCGGCGGGGCUCCGCUGUGCCUCUCCUGCCGGAGGCGCCGCAAGCGCUGCCUGCGCGAUGCCAUGUGCUGCCCCGGCAUGACCUGCAGCAACGGUCUCUGCACCCCUCCGGAACCUCCCCACGGAGCCGCCGAGCUGGAGGAGCCCGGCACUGAGACUCUGCCCCGACGGACACCCGCUCCCGCCUGGAUCCCCACGACCAAAGGCGAGGAGGGCGAUCUGUGCCUGCGCUCGUCGGACUGCGCGGCCGGGCUGUGCUGCGCCCGCCACUUCUGGUCCAAGAUGUGCAAGCCGGUGCUGCGGGAGGGGCAGGUGUGUACCCGGCACCGGCGGAAAGGCUCCCACGGGCUGGAGAUCUUCCAGCGCUGCCACUGUGCCGAGGGCCUGGCGUGUCGCCUGCAGCGGGAGCUCGGCCCCGGGGACACGUCCCGCCUGCACACCUGCCAGCGGCACUGACACGGACACACGGACACACGGACACACGGACACACGGACACACGGACACCGGCACGCAGCCCGGCCCCGCCGGGACAGACUCCGGCCCCGCCGGAGGGAAGGUUGUUUCUCAAGGGAACUACUUUAAAGCGACUUUCUUGCAGUACGUUACUGUGUUGUGAAUACUGAGCUGGCACUUAGCGCUGUACAGAACGCCGGGACUGGCCGGGUUUUUUUUUCCCCGGGGGCGCUGCCUCGUGCUCUCCGAGGGACUGAGACUUUGUACACACUGGGUUUUUAAUCCCGGCUCAAAGGGAUGCCACCGUCUGUUUGCGAGCGAAUAAACUCCUCUUUCAAACCA
Molecule: messenger RNA, 1042 nt
Organism: Myiozetetes cayanensis
Lineage: Eukaryota; Metazoa; Chordata; Aves; Passeriformes; Tyrannidae
Gene: DKK1
Product: dickkopf WNT signaling pathway inhibitor 1
Biological process (GO): multicellular organism development; negative regulation of canonical Wnt signaling pathway
Cellular component (GO): extracellular region
Molecular function (GO): receptor antagonist activity; co-receptor binding
Source: RefSeq, a predicted model, not a curated record